Molecule: messenger RNA, 1388 nt
Organism: Physcomitrium patens
Lineage: Eukaryota; Viridiplantae; Streptophyta; Bryopsida; Funariales; Funariaceae
Product: remorin
Source: RefSeq, a predicted model, not a curated record
AUGGUUUUGUCUGGAUUGGAUCUGGGGGCGGGGAGGGAGGGAGGUUGGAAUUACGACGAGGACGACGAGGGGAUGGAGCCAGCGAUGAGCAUCGACAACGGCCAACAGAUGCAAAUCAUGUGCCCCACACCCACUUUCCAUCCACGCGCUCCGGCUCCGAAGCCAUCGCCGUCUGGCGCGCCACUCUCCGCCAAAUUUAUGAGGCUCCUCAAUGCUUUAAUGGGUUUAUUGCUAGUCCGCACUCAGCUGUUGUCCUGUUCUCCUUUCUGCAGCCGGCUUUGGUUUCUGGAACUCAGUCUUCUACGUCUUUCAAGCUCCAGGUGUUGUUUAGUUUGGGAGUUUCUUCUAAGGGUGUACUGUUGGAAAUUUCGAGUUCGAGCUACUUGGAAGUGUAUAGACUAUUUCCUUCCUGGGAUUUGCGUGGACAUGGCUACUCCAGCCCCCGCUGCAGCACCCGAGGCUGCUGCUCCUGCACCCGUAGAUGCAGGGAAUCCAGCUGCUGAGCCCCCUGCACCUGCCGUGGAAUCGAAGGCCAUCACAACGGGUGCCCCUGCCCCAGCGGCUGUCACCAAGGUCGAAGAAGCACCUACGGAACCCGGCACUAUCAUUCACAUGGAGAAGGCUACCCAAAAAAUUGAGCAUGAGUUGCUGUAUAAAAGAGUGGAAACCUGGGAGGAGUCUGCGAAAGCGAAAAUUGAUAAUAGAUUUAACAGAGAGGAGAAGAGGAUCACUGAAGAGGAGGCGACAAUGAAGACCAAAGCCGAAGCCCGCCUUAGAAAAAAAGAGGAGAAGCUUGAGAACUUACGGGCGAAGUACACGGAGAUGAUGAAAAAUGAAAUCGCAGCUGCCCACAAGGCCGCCGAGGAGAAGAGGGCCGUUAACGCUGCUAAGAAGGGUGAAGACAUUCUCAAAACCCAGGAGAUGGCUGCUAAGAUCAGGGCAACGGGAAAAUUCCCUGUGAAGUACGGUUGUUUUGCGGCCUAAAAUCCUCGACUUUCAUUUCUCCCCUACAUCCAUAGAUUUUCUCUUAGAGUUAUGGGAUUUUAUCAAUAUCAACCUGUGUGGAAAGAAUGCGUUAGCAAACCCUAUUUGACGAGAUCGACUAGACUCUGUAUUUUGGGAGGCAAGAAGGUCACGGAAUCUCGGUGUAUUGUAAAGUCGCAUGUGAAAAACAUCCAGCUCAGUCUAGUAUAGGGACAAAUGCCCAUCUGCUUUUCCAUUGCAGCUAUCCUACGGUUAGUGUACGACAUUCUUAUUCCGGGUCAUCUCUGCGUGUUCCAUGACGAAGUAGUUUUGGGGGUCCUUAGUUGUAAAGAGUGAGCUCAACUGUCACAGUUGUAACAUCUACACGCAUUAAUAAACAUAUAGAGGAGGUAUUCAUUGAUAUA